AUGACAACAAUAGCAACAGCAGUAAAUGAAUUCAUACCAUUAUUUAAUAUACUCGGACAGACAAGUGAAGAGGAAAAGAUAGAGGACACUUGCAGAGAGAUAUCUGCAUUGUUUGAGAAAUACAUACAUGUCAAGCCACCAUUGAUCGUCGCCGAUGAGAUGGUACCCUUUAUCAAGGGUGGUUUACAACAUCCAUAUCAUCAAGUUCGACAGUUGACAAUGAGACAAAUACACAACAACAUUGGCAAGCAUACUGAUCAGUUGGUUGGUUGGCUCAACAACAAUGAUAUAUUAUCAGUCUUGGCACCCAUGUUAUCAUCUUCUAGAUUGAGAAUUGCAAAUACUGCUUUGGAAAUAUUCUCUCUACUCUCUAAACUAUCUCUACGUACAACCGAGAAUAAUAAUAAUAAUAAUAUUAAACAACUACUUUUAAACAAAUCACUGUAUUCAACAUUAACAGAAAUAUUAAAUGAAAAUAGAGUUGAUACAAAGAUGCAAGUUGACAGCGAUAGUAAUGAAAGUGAAGAGACAUCUACAAAUAGAUUAGAAACAUUUAGAAAGGAUGAAGUAGUAUUGAGAGUAUUGGAUGUAGCUGUAAUGUUGGCAGUUUCGUCGAGGGAGGCUUUGGAAAUAUACAAGACACCAUUUUUAGAGUAUUUGUUGAAUCGUGUACCUCUAGAGACUGAUACAUUGGUUAAAAUCAACUUGCUUGAAAUCAUUGCAAAAUUGGGUGGCAGUUCGUUGGACGCACUUUCUCUAGUGUCUACUUUGUCACCAACAUUUAUCGGUGACUUGGUUGCAACGUUGGAUAUAGAGGGUAUCAAGCAGGAGACGACCGACUCACACUCGAUCAACUCUGUCAUUGUACUCGUUUCAAGAUGGUGUUUGGGUGGUAAUGCUCAUGUCAACGUUGUGAUGCAGUCGGUAUCGAAUACUGGUGUUGGUCUCGAGUCUGUAUACUUUAUAGCACUCGAAUACUUUGUAGCAAUGUUUAGAGAGAAUGAUGUGGCCAAGAGAUGCCUAGAAACGUCUAUUGGAGCAAUCGGAGACAUUGGAUCACUCGAGAACGGUCUCGACCGCAUCAUAGCACGUCGAUCACUCAUAAAAGAGUACAUGGAGACAAUCAGUGCCGCCGACCCUAUUGCAAUGUGCACUAUGCAUUCUUUUGCAACCAUGUUGAUUCAUCAUGGAGACAAACACAAUAAUAAUAAUAAUAAUAAUAUUUCAACACCAGUCAUUCCAAUUUCAACAGAAGUGAGUGACAAAUUAAAACAAGUUUAUGAUAGUUUGGGAGGUGGGGAGGCAUCGGCAUUGGUGUUGCGUCGACUUAUGAAAUGCCUGUCUUCACCAAUCGAAGACAUCAAGACGGCCGCACUACACCUUGCACAAGGUCUGUGUUUCCACGGAUGGGGUGCAGUUGCCUUACUCACCACUGCCUCUGGAUUCAUGGAGUAUCUGGUCAGUCGGUCCAAUGAAAACACCAAAAUCAUGCGUGAGUGGAAAUUCACAAUCGUCCAAACACUCGUCACCCGCCAACAAUCAGUGCUCGACACUCCAACCUUCCAAAAUCAAUGGACUCAACUCCAAACAUACUAUCGUCGUGGUGUCCAUUAUAUGCCAGCUGAUGCCAAUGUCGAAAUUGCAACUCAUCACCUUUAA
Molecule: messenger RNA, 1659 nt
Organism: Cavenderia fasciculata
Lineage: Eukaryota; Evosea; Eumycetozoa; Acytosteliales; Cavenderiaceae
Exons: 1
Coding region: 1-1659 (552 amino acids)
Biological process (GO): proteasome assembly
Cellular component (GO): cytosol
Source: RefSeq, a predicted model, not a curated record